Molecule: messenger RNA, 2236 nt
Organism: Dothidotthia symphoricarpi CBS 119687
Lineage: Eukaryota; Fungi; Ascomycota; Dothideomycetes; Pleosporales; Dothidotthiaceae
Exons: 4
Coding region: 162-2117 (651 amino acids)
Cellular component (GO): cytoplasm
Source: RefSeq, a predicted model, not a curated record
CAAACUUAUUUUCCCCUGUCCGUUUUUUUGCUCAGAUCUAACACUUAUAUUUGCGACCCUACUAGCACUAUUCUGGAUAACUUUGUUUACACGCCAAUCCGCGAUCCUCUCCCCCUCUCGAAAACGGCUUGGCCCCUGGCUCAAAGCAGCGGGUCGGCGCGAUGCAACGAUCGCCUCUCCACCAGAUCCACGCGUCUCAUCAGCCUAUCCCACUCCAAGACGCAACUUUGUUUUCUCCGCGCUUGCAACAUCAGCUGCAAAGCCUCAAGGCGAAUGAAACUAUCUUUCAGCAACAACAGCAACAUGCCUUGAGCGGACCUCCGCAAGCACCACCCCACGCAUUGCACUUCCAACAACAUGACUCACUUGCGCAAUUCCCAACCUUCCCAGUAUAUUUUCACCAUGCCGCGAGCCCCCAAUUCGCCUUGACGAGUGCAUAUGCGCGUACUGGCGGUGUCCAGCAUAUCCAAAGACCGAGUCACCAAACAUCGCCGCCGAUAUAUUCAACACCACAGGCCAUCCCGCAACAACCUCAGCAUAUUCAACCACCGUUCCAGUCGCAGCUUCGAACGCAGACUUGGCGGAGCAAGGCUCCGUUGGCAAACCAUGCCCAGUUCAAGGGGUUGAGGCUGGUUUCCAAUCCACCAAAUCUUGAGGAAUGGAGGAACAAGCUGUUCACUGUGGACGGUAUGAUCACAUUGACAGAGGAUGAAUUUCAAACCUACUUUCCGCACAUUGACAACGUUUACUCACACCGCUCGACGCAGCGCCACAAGCGUAAACGCUUCGUAUCUCACUACUGGGACUGUCGCCUUAAAGGUCGUCCGCCCGGCACCAAGAAGUCUACAGAUCCAGAUAAGAAGAAGAGAAAGAGGGUUGCGCGGGAGCGGGAUCUUUGCGAUGUUAAGAUCAAGAUCACAGAGUUCUUCGAUCGAGAGGAAUACGAGGAGCACAUGGGUAAACGGCCGCCUGGUGUUGAGGAGGACGAGACGACAACUCUGCAUGCGACAGGUGCGGGUACCGAUCAGGACACUCGGUACCUUGGACAGAGUCAGAUGGGGCAGCAACAAUCUGAUCCUUCGUGGGACAUAUCUUCAAAUACAGCCCAGUCUGAAAUGAACAUUACUCCGUUUGCGCCUACGCCCACCCGGUCGCUCGCUUUUCUGCCGGAGAAGGUAUAUACAAUUCAGAGGGUUAAUGGAAACGGCGGGAAUGGUAAAGGCGAUGGUGUUUCAGGACCACAUAAGCAUUCUCUCGAGGAAAGCGAUCGUGUGAAGAAGAACUGUGUUGUCAGGUGGCUGGCGAAGAGCGAGAAAGUUGUGAGAAGAGUGCAGGGUGGGGACGCCUCGAAGAAGACCUAUUACAAAAAGGCUACCGGAAACGCCUUAACAACGGCCGAAACCCACUCAGAAGAGAACAGCCUGAAACUCUAUGGAAGCUGCUUCUGUCCUUUCGUCCAACGUGUCUGGAUAUCCCUCGAGUACAAAAGAAUACCUUACCAAUACAUUGAAGUGGACCCCUACAAGAAGCCACAGUCCCUCCUCGAUGUCAACCCGCGAGGACUGGUCCCCGGUCUCCGCCACGGCCCAACAUGGUCAACCCAUGAAUCCACUGUUAUCAUGGAGUAUCUCGAAGAUCUGAACACCGGUCCAGGCCUUCUACCUCCUGACGCACAAACUCGUGCCACAUCCCGUCUCUGGUCCGACCACGUGAACCGCCACAUCAUCCCUAUGUUCUACAAAUACCUUCAAGCGCAAGAUACCAAGGACCAGGUUUCACACGCCACCGAACUGCGCAAUCAAAUCAGUAAGCUAGUUGAUGCUGCGCAUGCUGAUGGUCCAUUUUUCCUCGGUGCGAAGAUGACGUUUGUAGAUGUGCAGAUUGCGCCAUGGGUGUUGAGACUUCGACGGGUGUUGGGCCCGUAUCGUGGAUGGCCCGAACCAGAGGAGGGGAGUCGCUGGAAGAAAUGGGUUGAAGCGCUUGAAAGUGAAGAGAGUGUCAAGAUGACGACGAGCACGGAUGAGUUAUACCUGGAUAGCUAUGAGCGAUAUGCGGAGAAUCGGCCAGGGACGAGUCAGGUAGCUGAUGCUGUGAAUUCGGGGAAGGGACUGCCUUAGAGAUGGAGACGGAAUAACAAUAAGCGUAAUUUGCUCCCAUGUAUGUAUGGUUGUGUUGGCGGAUACGUAGUGUUUGGUCAGCUUUGAUCUUAAUUCGACGUCCAUAAAAAGGAAAGGAA